This is a messenger RNA of Vicia faba (fava bean), 1335 nucleotides long. Lineage: Eukaryota; Viridiplantae; Streptophyta; Magnoliopsida; Fabales; Fabaceae. The record is from the annotation of a GenBank genome assembly.
AUGGGUAUUGAGAUUGAACAAAACCACCCUUGUGUUGAACUUUCAAGUAUUGCAACUUCUGAAACUCAUGGAGAAAAUUCUCCAUAUUUUGCUGGUUGGAAAGCUUAUGAUGAAGAUCCUUAUCAUGAAUUAUCUAAUUCAUCCGGAGUUAUACAAAUGGGAUUGGCAGAAAAUCAAGUGUCAUUUGAUUUACUUGAAAAAUAUUUAGAAGAAAACUCAGAUGCAUUGACAUGGGGAAAAGGAGGUUGUAGUUUCAGAGAAAAUGCAUUAUUUCAAGAUUAUCAUGGACUUAAAUCAUUCAGAAAAGCAAUGGCAAGUUUCAUGGAAAAAAUAAGAGGAAAUAAAGCAAAAUUUGAUUAUGAAAGAAUUGUCCUCACUGCUGGUGCAACUGCUGCAAAUGAACUCUUAACAUUCAUUCUUGCAAAUCCUGGAGAUGCUUUACUUGUUCCAACUCCAUAUUAUCCAGGAUUUGAUAGAGAUUUAAGAUGGAGAACGGGUGUAAAUAUAGUUCCAAUCCAUUGUGAUAGUUCAAACAAUUUUCAAAUCACACUUGAAGCAUUAGAAUCUGCGUACAAAAAUGCUGAAACAAUGAACAUGAAAGUAAAAGCGGUACUAAUAACCAACCCAUCAAAUCCAUUAGGCAUUACAAUUCAACGUUCGGUUCUUGAAGACAUUCUCGACUUUGUGAUUCGAAAGAAUAUGCAUCUUGUCUCGGACGAAAUCUAUUCGGGCUCGGUUUUUUCUUCACAUGAGUUCGUAAGCGUGGCAGAAAUUCUCGAGUCUCGUCAAUAUAAGGAUGCGGAAAGAGUUCACAUUGUUUAUAGUCUUUCAAAAGAUCUUGGUCUACCUGGUUUUAGAGUCGGAACAAUUUAUUCGUAUAACGAUAGAGUUGUUACGACAGCUAGAAGAAUGUCGAGUUUCACAUUGAUAUCUUCUCAGACACAACAUCUUUUAGCAUCAAUGUUAUCGGAUGAAAAUUUUGCCGAUAAUUAUAUUAAGAUAAAUCGAGAAAGACUAAGAAAAAGAUAUGAAAUGAUUAUUCAAGGUUUGAAAAGUGCUGGAAUCGAAUGUUUGAAAGGUAAUGCCGGGUUAUUUUGUUGGAUGAAUAUGAGUCCGAUGUUAGAAAAUAAUACUAGAGACGGUGAAUUGAAGCUUUGGAAUUCGAUUUUGAAUGAAGUUAAACUCAAUAUUUCACCAGGGUGUUCUUGUCAUUGUUCUGAACCAGGUUGGUUUAGAGUUUGUUUCGCAAAUAUGAGUGAACAAACCCUUGAAAUCGCGCUCAAAAGAAUUCGAGAUUUUAUGAAUAACAAAGACAUAAAGGAUAUUGAAAUCUAA